Molecule: messenger RNA, 1842 nt
Organism: Bacillus rossius redtenbacheri
Lineage: Eukaryota; Metazoa; Arthropoda; Insecta; Phasmatodea; Bacillidae
Exons: 3
Coding region: 383-1198 (271 amino acids)
Source: RefSeq, a predicted model, not a curated record
UUCAGUAUGAGAUUUGGAUUGAAAAGUUGUUGAGUGUGACCCGAUUUAAUACAUAUUUGAGGUUAUCUGUCCAAAUUUAACACUACCAUUCCAACUCCAGAAUCAAAUGUAUUCGGUACAAAUGUUUACUGCGAAUAGAGGGUCGCGUGGACUCGCGGGCUGAAUUGCCCGCUUCACGAGACUGGCCUUGGCUGCUCCAGCAAUUUCAGCUCAGCAUCAAGCCGUUCUCGUUGCGUAACGUCCCGCGGCGGCGACGGGAGGACUCUGGCUAACAGCUGUGCCAAGGCCACGCGCCGCGCCCGCGCGAUCCGACCCCGCGCUCAGUGCAGCGACGAGCGGCGCAGCGAACACAGCGGACUGAGCGCGCGGCUGGGUGUGCAGCAUGGACCCGCCAGCGCCUCCGCCCCAGGACGAGACCCCGCCGGGGCUGACGGCCGGGCUCCUUCAGGACGUGCUGCGGCGCUCCGAGGACGACCCCGCGCUGACGGUGGACUCCGUGGAGGCGCGGCCCGCCGCGGCCAAGGGCGACAACUACGCCAGCGUGAUGCACAAGGUGGCGGUGGACUACCGCUCCGGCGGCGGCGCGCGCAAGAGCCGCUCCCUGGUCGUCAAGACGCCGCCCACCAACGAGGUGAUGCGGCGCUUCGUGCUGGAGGCCCUGCUCUUCCAGAAGGAGGUGUUCGCGUACAGCCGCCUGCUGCCCGCCCUGAGGACCCUCACCAGCUGCCCGCCGGUGACCCCCGCCUACCUCCCCGCGGACAAGCCGGACAUCGUGGUGCUGGAGGACGUCUCCUCCAGAGGCUUCAAGAUGGCGGACCGCAAGACGGGACUGGACCUCGCGCACUGUCGCCUGGCGCUGAGGGCGCUCGCCGCCUUCCACGGGCUGUCGGCGGAGCUGGUGCGCCGCGACCCGGCCGUCAUCGAGCAGGUGCAGGAGUCCAUGUUCACCGAGAGCAAGAGAGAGAUGAACCUGCGCUUCAUUCCUGCCGUCUACAGUUCUCUGGCGGACAUCGUCGCGACGUGGCCCGGAUUCGAGAGGUUCGGCGACAAGAUCCGCGGCAUCAAGGACACGAUAACCGAGGACCUGGAGCGGCUCGUGGUGCCCUCGGAGGACGGCUUCAACGUGGUGAACCACGGCGACUUCUGGGUCAACAACAUGCUGUUCCGCUACUCGGAGGACGCGGGCCGCCCGGAGUAGGUGUGUCUGAUCGACUUCCAGAUCCUGCGCUACGGCUCGCCGGCGCUGGACCUGCAGUACUUCCUGGCCACGAGCCCCGCGGCGGGAAUCAGGGAGGACCACGAGGACGAGCUGCUGGCGAGCUACCACGAGGCUCUGGUGGCGAGCACGAGCACCCUGGGCGCGGCGCGCGGCGUCUGCGGCCUGGACCGCCUGCGGAGCGACUUCCAGGACAAGAUGCGGUUCGGGCUGCACGCCGGCUGCACGGUGCUCAGCGCCGUCGUGGCCGACUCCAGCGAGGCGCUGGACAUGGACUCGCUCUCCGAGGAGUCGCUGGAGGCGGGGACCUUCAACCCCAUGGAGAAGGCGUUCCAAGGGAAGCGCUUCAAGGAAGCCCUCCAGAAGCUCCUGCUGUAUUACGAAAAGAAAGGCGUACUCUAACACGCCUUCUGAGGAUGUAAUUAUAAUUAGGCACUACUUCUAGAUAUCAAAACUGACAUACCUAUUUAUAACCAAUUUUUUUCUUUCCAUAUCUUGUAUAAAAAUACAUUUGUAAGUAUUAUUUUAUUUUGUUAUUUCACACUACGCAGGUGAUUCUGAGAAUGUAUAAAUGACAUUGUGAUAGUAUGCUGUGAAAUAUAUAUACAUUUUUUUCAUUUGUAAAA